GAGCGGCGGGGCCGGGCCGGGCCCUCGGCUGCCGGCGGGCGGGCCCAGCCCAGCCCGGCCGGGAGCGCUUCUCCGCGGCCUCCCUCGGUCUUGAUUUCAGCCUGUCAUUUUGCGUGUAAAUCACUGGGUUGAGACUCGAGUUCAGAUCAAGAUCAGAUGUGCAUUUCAAAGCCAGUAGCUGCUCUGGAGUGAUCUCAUGUGGUGGUUGGUUUCUGUGGCAGAGGCAGAGCAACGUGUGGCAGGAUGUGUGAAGGGCCAUCCAGGAUUUCUGGACCCAUUCCUCCAGACCCAACACUCUUUCCAGAGUAUUACAAACGUCCCUUCUCAGCUCGAGGGAGGCUGGAAGGAAAUGCUCAGAAGCUGUGUUUAACUUUAACCUCUGGCCCCCUGGACCCAGUUCCCAACCCGUACCUCGCUUUGGGCAGUGCCCGCCAGGCCCAGCCAGCCCCCCGCAUUCGCCCCAGCGGGAAGGACUUCCUGGAGAAGGGACAGAAAGGGACACUCAGCCUCUUACUGCAGCUUGAAGGGAUCUCCCUUGACAGGGAGCUGCCAGUCAAGAGGAAAGAGGCCAAGGACUACGAGAAGGAAAAUGUGAGGCGGAUAAAGGAGAUUCAGAAGAAGUGCAAAGAGAAGGAGCGAGCCCAAGAGCACAGCCAGCCCAAGCCUGUGAAAGCUCUGUGGAAGUCCCAGAAAUAUGAAAAUGUGGAGUCAAAGGUGAAGGCCAAACUGCAGGAGACCUCCCCACCUCCAAAUCCCGAGGCUGUGAAUUUCCUGAGGGCAUAUUCUCGCUGUGGCUCUGGGAUCAAGCCGUGCAGACCACUGUCCCCAAGGCCUGUCAGAGCAAAAGCAGGAGCAGGCACAGAGGCUCCAGAGGCACAGGGUGCUGAAACCAAGAUGCAGGUGGAGGGCAGGAGCAUUGACUUCAUCAGGCACAACGCCUGCGCUGCCAAGCGGGCCCCGCUGCGCCGCUCCCAGUCCCUGCAGGCGCUGGCCGAGCUGCUGCAGCAGAAGCACCGGGAGCAGGAGGAAUACAACGCCAAGCAAAAGGGCCACGUCCCCCAGUACCUGCUGGAGAGGAAGGAGCUGUGGCGCAAGCAGAUGGAGGAGCGACUGCGAAACCUGCCAGACCCCGACACGCCGCCCGGUCACACCAUGAUGCCAGAGAGCCAGCGGCUGGAGACCCUCAGCAAUCUGAAGCAGAGCCAGGAGCAGCUGAUAAAGGAUCUGGUUCUGCUGCCGAUGCGUGGAGACAGCCUCAAGAUGCAGAAGAGGCGGGUAGAGCUCGAGAGGAAGCUCUCCCAGAUAGAAGAGGCAAUCAAAAUUUUCUCAAGGCCCAAGGUUUUCAUCAAGUUGGACUCCUGAGCUGGUGGGGCCAGGUGUGCUGUGCUGCUCUGCCUGAACAUCCUUUAUUGCUGGGCAAGAAUGGACAUCACUUUGGGAGGGAAGGAGAGGAAGCCAAGUUCCAUACCCUGGGCCCAUGCAGGUGCUGAUACAGUGUCCAAUAUGCAGCUGGCAUCUCUUGCUGACCUUUCAGUGCUGUGUCUUGACCACAGAAAAGAGAGGGAGAUGCCUUAGUAAAGGCCCUGCUCAAUGGUCUGGAGAACAGUUGUCUCUGCUGCUUGACUUCUCACAGAUCAGCUCUCUACUCCAGAUCCGUGGCAUCACCUCUUACUUUCCCUUUUUUUCCUACUUCUAGAAAUUGGUAGAAGGUUUCUUGUGCUGCUUCCUGUAGUGUUCCUUGUCACCCUCUUUCUCCUGAGCUGGACCAUGGCCAUGGCUCAUCCUGAGCACCUCAGGGGACAGCUUGGGGACAAGGAAGAGGCACAGAGCUUCAGUGUUUUCUGCCCAGGGAAGGGCUGGGCUGUCAGGAGGAUCUGGUGGGGUGUCUGGAGAAGCCUUUGUUGUCUGUGGGGCAGGAGAUACUCCAAUAAAUCAUCAUUUCCA
Molecule: messenger RNA, 1944 nt
Organism: Corvus hawaiiensis (hawaiian crow)
Lineage: Eukaryota; Metazoa; Chordata; Aves; Passeriformes; Corvidae
Gene: ENKD1
Product: enkurin domain containing 1
Exons: 9
Coding region: 244-1362 (372 amino acids)
Cellular component (GO): cytoplasmic microtubule
Source: RefSeq, a predicted model, not a curated record